This is a messenger RNA of Closterium sp. NIES-67, 4603 nucleotides long. The record is from the annotation of a GenBank genome assembly. NCBI's taxonomy places the organism in Eukaryota, Viridiplantae, Streptophyta, Zygnematophyceae, Desmidiales, Closteriaceae.
AUGCUUCGAGUGAAGAGAACGGGUGAAGCACGCACGAUGAUCAAGUGCUUGGCUCAAGUCUGAUCGGUGUGGCAGGAGGAUCAGCUGCGAACUUUUGCGACGGCAUGAGAGACAACGGAACCGCCGAAAACGCUGACGACUGUCGGGAAACUCGCUGAGACAGUUUUUGAUUUGUUUUACUGAAUACGAAAGUGUACCAAUCUGAAUUUAUAGGGAUGUUUGCAGAUUUCAGAUCCUUUCCAUAUCGAGUUAGGAGCGUUUUGCCCCACCACCCCACCAAUCACACUCAAAUCAAUCGGCGCCCUCCCCAGCGAAUCACAGUCAGCCAGCAGCUCAAGCGCGCCGAUUGCAGUAUGCGCGCCGACCAGCCGUCGCAGGCAUGCCCGUGGCGCGCCCUCCGCCCGUUCCCCGCGCGUCCCACGCCGCUAUGGACUGCUCAAUCUCCAUUCCCAUUCCCAUUCCCCACGCUGUCGCCGCGGCCACCCCUCUAGUACCUCACCUCUCCGCCUCUUGCGCAAAUCGCCGCGAAUUGCGGCCAAUCAGGCACGAUGCCCAGAAGGUGGUUGCCGCGCGCCUGCUGUCUGGCUUCCCCUCCUCUGGUCGCAUCGGCGGAAGCUCCGCCUUGGCGCACGAAAGCGGGGCGGGGAAGCGGAGAUGGCGGAAGGAGGGCGCGAGGGAGGGCGUGGCAGGUGGACGUGGGGAGGGCGAGCAGGGGGAAGAGGAAGAGGGGGAAGGAGAUUGGGGGGAGGGAGGUGAAGAGGAGUGGGAGGAGGGUGGGGUGGAAGAGGAUUUAGAGGAGGGUGAAGGGCAGUGGGGCGCGGUGGGUAGCCAGGGCAGGUGGAGAGUUGGACGUGUGAAGGGAAGGCUGGGACGGAAUGACGUGGCCACUGGAGCUCGCGUGGCGUCUGACGUGGCAAGAGGAAGCAAGGGCAAGGGCGAUGGGGCAGGGGGGGCAGCAGGCAGCGCAGGCGCCUUGGAUGGUGGCCCUCUCGUGACUGGUCCAAGUGCUGGCAGCAGCGAGGACAGCCCCAGUGGCAACAGCAGCGGCAGCACCACCCCCAGCACCCCCAGCAGCAGCGGCAGCGGUGCAUGGCGGCUGCGCAUGGCUGCUGUGUCGGCGCUGUCUGCUGUGCGGGAGGCACAGCAGCGAGAGGAGGAGGCGCGCGGCGAGGCAGAGCGGAGGGCGAGGGAGGAGAGGGAGAAGGAGGAGAGGGAGAAGGAGGAGAGGGAGAGAUGGGCGGAGGUGGUGCGGCAGACGGGGGAGGAGGAGGAGGAGGAGGAGGAGGAGGAGGAGGAGGAGGAGGAGGAGGAGGAGGAGGAGGAAGAGGAGGAGGGGUUGGUGCAGGCAGUGGGGGCAGAAGGAGCAGUGGAACAAGGGGCAAUGGAGGGUGGGGGGGGGAGGCGGAAGAAGGGGAGUGGGGCGAGGGAGGGCGCGGUGGGAGACCAAGAGGGCAGGGGCGAGGCGGGAGGGGGCGCGGUGGGGAUGGUGUCCGCCGACAUGCUGCAGGCACUCAAGGCCGCCGCUGCUGCUGACGCCCAUGGGGCCAACGGGCGCGGUAAGAGAGAUCCACCAAAGGGCUCCUCCUCCGCUGCACCGCCCGCAGCAACACCACCAUCCGCACAGGCGCCAGCACCAGCACCAGCACCAGCACCAGCGUCCCCAUCAUUCACAUCCCCACCGCUCUCAGUUGCGUCAGCGGCGGGCGUGGCGAUCUACGUGAACUGCUCGGCAGUGGGGCUGCAGCGCGUGGCCGUGCUGGAGGACGGCCGCCUCGUGGAGCUCAUCGUCGCCACCACCGCUCCACCCUCACUCGCUGCCUUCGCCCCUCCCGCCUUCCCCUCCUCUCCUCUCCCUCCCUCCCUACCCACUCCUGAUGCAUCGCUCUCUCCACCUGUCCCCUCGCCCGCCCCACCACCAGCGCCCACCGCUGCACCCACCGCUGCACCCAGCAGCCCCUUCCCCUGCCCCCUUCCCCCCGCCCCUCGUGCGCCCUCGGCGGUGCGCGUGGGCGACAUCUACCUGGGCGUCAUCCGCUCGCUGCACCCCGGCAUGUCCGCCGCCUUUGUGGACAUUGGCGGCGCGGCGCCCUCGCUGCUGAACCUGGCGCACAACGACCGCCCGCUCACCUUCCCGCCCACCGGGGACGGCGGCGCUGCGCUCACCCGCGCGUGGAGCGAGGCGGCCGUGCUGGCAGGCGCAGGCACAGAGACAGAUGCAGGCAUGGGUAUAGGCAUGGGCGCAGGCUUGGGCGCGGUUGUAGUUGCGGACUCCAUUGGCGAGGCAGGUGCAGAGUCAGUUGGCGAGGCCGUUGCAGCGGGGGGGAGGGAGUACUUGAUAGCGGGCGGGGCAUGGCAUGGCGCUGGGGAGGGGCGAGUGGGGAGGGAUGGGGGUGCAGUGAUGCGCCGAGGGGUGGCAGGGGUGGUGGCGCUGGCAGGCAAGCAAGCGACGGACGAGGAUGAGCGGGAUGAUGAUGAUGAUGAUGGUGAUGGUGAUGGUGAUGGUGAUGGUGAUGAUGAUGAUGAUGAUGAUGAUGAUGAUGAUGAUGAUGAUGAUGAUGAUGAUGAUGAUGAUGAUGAUGAUGAUGAUGAUGAUGAUGAUGAUGAUGAUGAUGAUGAUGAUGAUGAUGAUGAUGAUGAUGAUGAUGAUGAUGAUGAUGAUGAUGAUGAUGAUGAUGAUGAUGAUGAUGAUGAUGAUGAUGGUGAUGAUGAUGGUGGAGGGGAGGGGGAGGAAUGUGAAGAGGAGGAUGAAGAGCGUGAGUGGGAGGAUGAGGAGGAAGGUAUAGAGGAGGAGAUAGCAGAAGAGGAGGCGGAAGUCGAAGAUGGGGAGAAAGAAGAAGAGGAGGAAGAAGAAGAGGAAGGGGAUGAGGAAGAGGAGGAGGAAGAGGAGGAGGAAGAGGAGGAGGAAGAGGACGAAAGCAGAGAUGAUGCUCAUGCUGGUGCUGGUGCUGGUGCUGGUGCUGGAGCUGGUGCUGGUGCUGGUGCUGGUGCUGGUGGCACGCAGUGGCAGCAAGGGGAAGUCUUAGGAGAGCGUGAGGACGAGGGAGAGGCGUGGGAGCAGGUGAAGGGGGAUAUUGAGGAGGGGGUUGAGGAGGGGGAUAUUGAGGAGGGGGUUGAGGAGGGUGGGACUGAGGACCGAGGGACGGAUGAAGAAGAGGAGGAGGAUGCAAAGGAGGAUGAAGGGGAGGAGGAUGAAAGGGAGGAGGAUGAAGGGGAGGAGGAUGAAGGGGAGGAGGACGAAAGGGAGGAGGACGAAAGGGAGAGAACUGAUGAGAGGCGGCGAAAGAAGAAGGUGAAGAAGCGGCAGCGGAAGGAACAUGGUCAUGAGCGGUGGGAGGAGGAGGAGGACGAGGAGGAGGAGGAUGAGGAGGAGGAUGAGAAUGGGGAGGAAAGGGAGGAGGAGGAGACGAAUGGGCAAGAGGAGCAGAAGGCACGUGAAGAGCCGGUGGACGAUGGGAGGGUAGAGGAGGGAGAGUGGGCAGGGGAUGACGAGGCAGAGGAGGGAGAGUGGGCAGGGGAUGACGUGGUAGAGGAGGGAGAGUGGGCAGGGGAUGACGUGGUAGAGGCGGCAGAGACCAGCUCCCAUCUCCACACCAACGACUCUAACGCCCACACUCCUCCAAACGACCAAACACCGCCGGACGACCAGCCACUCCCGAACGACCAAACACUGUCGAAGGAACAAACACUGUCAAGAGACCAGGCACCAUCGAACGAGCACCUGGCGUCCCAUGCGUCCACACCCCUCUCCCUCUCCCUGCACGCCCGCCCGCUCCCCCUCCUGCCCCAUCCCCGCCGUCCCCACCCCCGCCCUCCACCCCCCACCCCCUCGCAUCCGCACACCCCCUUCCCCACCCAGCCCCCUCCCUCCUCUCCCUCCCUCUUGAGGCGUUGUCUGCUGAAACCGCCCCCCUCCGCACUCUUACCACCCCCGUGCCUCCCACCACCCCUGUGUCGCUCAACCCCAGACCCUCCCUUCCGCCUCCACCGCCGACCCCUCGCCGCUCUCCUGCUGACCGCACCCCCUGUGCUGCCCUCACUAGUACCCUUCGCAGCAGCAGACGCAGCAGCAGCGCUGACAGCAGCAGCGGCAGCACUUGGUCGGAGGAGAGGAAGGGGCGUGCGAGCAGGAGAGACGCGGAUGCUGCAGAGGAGGAGAGCGAGGAGAGCGAAGAGAGCGAGGCGAAUGAGGAGCAAGGGGAGGAAGGGGAGGGAGAGGAGAGGAGGGAGAGGGCCGAGCAGGAGGCAAUGAUGCAGCCGCAGCAGCUCAAGACAAGCCAGCAGCAGGAGAGGCAACAGGAGCAGGAGAGGCAGCAGGAGCAGGAGAGGCGGCAGGAGCAGUCUCCCCCCCUGCGGCGGCCAUUCAACCGCCCGCGCCUGCUCUCCCUCGCUGCCACCCUGCCCCUGCCGCUCUCCCCCUCCCCCCGCCGGCGCUACUCCGCCCUCCUCUCCCAGCAGCUCAACCUCCCCCUGCCCCCCUCCCCCCCCGCCCCCCCUGCCAGCGCCAGGGGGAGGAGGAAGCGGGGGGCAAGCAGCAGCAAGGGGCAGCGGGGGAAGGAGGGCGCUGGAAGCAAGGGCUGGGGGGAAGGCUUGGGGGGAAGCGGAA